GGCAGCUGUGUGUCGUUUCAGGCUGUAUUACAGAAGUAUAACUGGAGACUAAUAAUAACAAGUCUAUCACAGUAUGUCAGUGUAUUACUGAUAAGUGCAGCUCACCUGAACGGACCCUUCAGUCAUGAACUCUCCAACCAACAGAGACGAUGCACACCAGCCAGAGCACUACAUGCCCCAAUCAUCAUCCUCCUCAUCGUCAGGAGGAGGAGGAGGAGGAGGAGGUCUGUAUCUGGAUGCCUAUGAGGUCUCCUUCCCUCUGGAGGAGAGCAUCGAGAGGCCACCUGCGUAUCACCUGAACCAGGGUGAGCAGAUGAUGGACGAGCCCGCGGUGCAGGAGCCUCCUCACUCUCCGUACAGCCCGUUCAUCCUGGUCUCUAACCUGCGAGCUCACCUGUACGUCACUCUGGAGAAGAACGCCUGGCUGCAGAAGCGCAUCGAGGAGCUGGAGGAGGAACGCAACUUCCUGCGCUGUCAGCUGGACCGAUUCAUCGUCAGCAUGAGGGGUCCCGAGGUGACAGAGUGGUGUGGAGACUCCCAGCGGGGUGUGAAGGUCCAGCCUGCCAGCUCUCCCUCCCCUCCCUCCCCCAUGACCACGAGGUCUGGGAUGACCCUGAAACGGCUGCAGGGAUCAGGAUCUCGGACCCGUCGCAGCACUGCCAUCCCCGUGAAGCAGGAGUUUCAUCUGGAGGAGGAUAAAUACUACACCGAGGACGAGUACGUGGAGGAAGAAGAGGAGGAGGACGAGGAGGAGGAAGACGAGGACUCCUCGGUGGAGAAGGGGUCAAAGAAGAAGGGCCGAGGGCGAGCCAACGGAGAGCCGAGGAUGAAGAUGAGGAGGAUCUUCAGGAUCACCCACGGGAGGGAGAGACAGAGAGUUAAAGACCCAGAGGGGGUCAUGAUCCGCUACAAGAAGAUCCUGACGACCUACCAGCGGGUGAGGAGCAUGUCCCGAGCCUUCCAGAUCCACGGAGUCGACCGAAACACCAUGGCCUCCACCUCCCCCAUCGCAGAGCUGCUGCUGAUGGCUCCAGAGAAGGUGGCGGAGGUCGGGGAGUUCGAGGCGUCGAAGGAGAAGCUUUUGGAUUACGCCCGGCGGUGCUACAAGACCAUGGACGAGCCGACGCACGCCAAGGUCCAGGCCAUGAAGAAGACUCACAAGCUGCUGCCGAUCUCAUACAGGUUCAGAAACUGACCAACAGGCUGGAGGAGACGGGAGGUUCAUCUUUAUUUUGAACUGUUUCCACUUUACUUUUUCAUUGCCUUAAAAGAAGAAGAAGAUACAAUACAUGUGGAAAUGUUAUUAGAUGCCAAAUAACAGGAUUUAUUUAGUUUGAAAACAUUUAAGGUUUUUUGCUUGAUUUGUAUUUGUGAUUUUCCUUUUUAUUCAUCGAGCAGCUGUAAAGGUGGGAAGGAUUUAUUUUUGCUGUAGCUCAGUUGUUGUGAAGAUUUUCAUUCGAGGUUAAAGUCACUUUUUGCUUUUCCUCAGGAAUUAACUGGAGUUAUACUUUAACUAGAAGACACCAAAGUAAUCAGUAAAUGUGUCAUUCUGGACAAAGACUUGAAUUUGCUCUGGGAGUAUUUACAGACCCUAGAUGAUCGUUUACUAAGAUGA
Molecule: messenger RNA, 1615 nt
Organism: Anarrhichthys ocellatus (wolf-eel)
Lineage: Eukaryota; Metazoa; Chordata; Actinopteri; Perciformes; Anarhichadidae
Product: coiled-coil domain-containing protein 106-like
Exons: 7
Coding region: 125-1195 (356 amino acids)
Cellular component (GO): nucleoplasm
Source: RefSeq, a predicted model, not a curated record